Lepus europaeus (European hare) is the source of this 2428-nucleotide messenger RNA. It is a transcript of the gene CALR3, whose product is annotated as calreticulin 3. Gene Ontology annotation, molecular function: calcium ion binding. Gene Ontology annotation, biological process: protein folding. NCBI's taxonomy places the organism in Eukaryota, Metazoa, Chordata, Mammalia, Lagomorpha, Leporidae. The record is from RefSeq and is a predicted model, not a curated record. Gene Ontology annotation, cellular component: endoplasmic reticulum membrane; endoplasmic reticulum. Bases 30 to 1190 code for a protein of 386 amino acids. The transcript is spliced from 9 exons.
GGUUACAAGGAGUGGGCGCGCACGUUUCCAUGGCCGGGGCUCGCGUCCACUUCUGGGCUGUUUGCGUGCUGCGGGUGGCGCUGGCCACCGUCUACUUCCAGGAGGAAUUUCUAGACGGAGAACGCUGGCGCAACCGAUGGGUGCAGUCCACCAAUAAUUCCCAAUUUGGGCAUUUUAGACUCUCGUCGGGGAAGUUUUAUGGUCAUAAAGAGAAAGACAAAGGUCUGCAGACCACUCAGAAUGGCCGCUACUACGCCAUCUCUGCCCGCUUCAAGCCCUUCAGCAACAAAGGGCGGACCCUGGUCAUUCAGUACACGGUGAAACACGAGCAGAAGAUGGACUGCGGCGGGGGCUACGUGAAGAUCUUCCCAGCAGACGUGGACCAGAAGAACCUGAACGGAAAGUCCCAGUACUAUAUUAUGUUUGGACCCGAUAUUUGUGGAUUUGAUAUUAAGAAAGUUCAUGUCAUUUUAUAUUUCAAGAAUCAGUAUCACGCAAACAAGAAGUCAAUCAGAUGCAAGGUGGACGGCUUCACACACCUCUACGCCCUGGUUUUAAGACCAGAUCUCUCGUAUGAAGUGAAAAUCGACGGCCAAGCGAUUGAGGCGGGAAGCAUCGAGUACGACUGGAAUUUGACGUCACUGAAGAAGAUGGCGAAGUCCUCGGCAGAGCCCGAAGACUGGAGUCAGGUCAAAGAGGAAAAGGCCCAGGACUGGGAGAAGCAUUUUCUGGAUGCUGGCGCCAGUGAACCGAGCGACUGGAACAGUGAGCUGGAUGGGGACUGGCAGGCGCCGAUGCUCCAGAAGCCACCCUACCAGGAUGGCCUGAAGCCAGAGGGCAUCGACAAGCACGUUUGGCUGUACCAGAAGAUGAGGGGCACCAGCUCCCUGAUGGAGUACGACCUCUCGGAGUUUGAGAACAUUGGCGCCAUCGGACUGGAGCUCUGGCAGGUGAGGUCCGGCACCAUCUUUGACAACUUCCUGAUCACAGAUGAUGAAGAGUACGCUGAGAAUUUUGGCAAGGCCACCUGGGGCGAAACCAAGGGACCAGAGAGGGAGAUGGAUGCCAUUCAGGCCAAGGAGGAAGUGAAGAAGGCUCGGGAGGAAGACGAGGAGGAACUCCUGGCAGGAAGGUUUCAAGGGCGUGAGAGUCACUUCAGUCGAUUCCACCAGCAGCACAAUGAGCUCUGACCAGUCGCCCGCCUCGUAGGUAAAGGUGCCUGGUAAACAAACAAAAAGAUCCCUUGUUCCUGCUUGGACACAUUUAAAGGUUCAAAUGUCUGCAUAGUCAUCUGUCUUAAUUUUCUUUGAAAUUUCGUCCCCUGCUUCUCGGUGAGGUUGGUCAGGUUUUCCCCAGUGACACCCACCCUUUAACUUCUUUGGGUUGUAACUCAGUAAUGACGGAAGGGAAACUCUUCCAGCUGUGAAGCCUCUGGGCCGCGUCAUUGGCAUUGUGCGAAGAUUUCCAGGGCCCUGAGCGGAUCGUUGGUUGUUCAGGGAGCACAGGCCUCUGCGCAGGCAUCUGAUGUGCGACAAGGUGACACCCAGCUGCUGUGAUGCCAGCAGCCUUGUUGGACCGAGCCCCAGCUCCCUGCUCCUGCUCCUGCUCCUGGUGAUGACCCGAUGCCCGGGACUAAGCUGGCUGAAGUCAGGAGCCAGGAGCUCAUUCUGAGUCUCCCACGCGGGUGACAGGAGCCCAGCUACUGAGCUGCCAUCGCUGCCUCCCAGGGCCUAGGUUAGCAAGAAGCUGGAGCCAGGAGCCAGAGCUAGGAUCGAACCCAGGCAUCCCCACGCGUGAUGUGGGUGUCCUACCCCCCUGGACUAAGCGGCCAGCCUCCCUGGUCUUUUUAGUAUAUGUGCUGCUGAAGCGAACACCUCCCUGGUCUUUUUGAAGAAACCACUUUCAUGCCCAAAUUUGUGUUGGAAACCAUCAGAUUUAACAACAACAGAAAUAUAGGGUCCAGCACUGUUAGAAGUCAGGUGAAUAAAUCAGAAUUUAUCUAAAUUACACUACAAACUAAAAGAGAUGAGGGACUCGAAGUGCCCACCCAGGAAGUAAAGUUCUAGCCAGUUCUGUCCUCGCGUUGGUGGAAGCUGGCCGACCAUUCAUCAGCGGCCUGACUGCCGGGAGCAACUGGAGACUCUGUCCUGAGGCUGGCACGCGGCACAGCGGGUUAGACUGCUGCUGGCACACCUGGCAAGCGUCCGUGUCAGAGUGCUGGUUUCAGACCUGGCUGCUCUGCCUCUGCUCCAGCUCCCGGCUGCUCCACUUCCAACCCGGCUUCCCUGCUAAUGCGCCCGGGAGACAGCAGGGGAUGGCCCACGUGGGAGACCCGGAUGGAGCUCCAGGCUCCUGGCUUCAGCCUGGCCCAGUCCUGGCCGUUGCAGGCAUUCAGGGAGUGCACCAGCAGAUUGAAACUCUCUGUCUG